Molecule: messenger RNA, 1403 nt
Organism: Cantharellus anzutake
Lineage: Eukaryota; Fungi; Basidiomycota; Agaricomycetes; Cantharellales; Hydnaceae
Exons: 6
Coding region: 378-1250 (290 amino acids)
Source: RefSeq, a predicted model, not a curated record
UCAUCAUGCGCAAGUCUGAAUCUUUAAUGCUUGUUUAAGAGCCCCUUCGCUUGAGGAAACCGUUUACCGCGCGCGAUUCUAAGCCGAUCCAAGGGGUAGCCCCCUGACGGUACCCUUGCCACACCCACAAGCCCACAAGCGGCUAUUCCUGCGCACCUGAGCGUACCAUCGCAGCCCGCAGGCGUCCUCUUUCGUGGCUAUUAUUUCGGCUCCGAUUUGUCAGCUUCCAACAUCACGCCACCCAAUCCAUGACUCGACAACCUCUCCAUUUGCAAGUCCUUUCCGAAUAUUAAUUCUGUGGUGCUGUGGCGCAUUCUAGACGUCACAGACAAACCGUAAGAUUAGUAAUUGCGCCAACGGACAUUCGUGUAAUCAGUAUGUCCCUUCACCCCAUGUUCCACAAGCCAUCUGCCCUAAACACGAUGUCUUCACGCUGUUUGAUUUGUCGAUUGAAACGAAAGGGAUGUGUCGAGUCCCCGGAUUCCCCUUCUUGUGUUUCCUGUAGCAGGAUGCGGGUUGAAUGUAUCCCCUGCUCGAUCAGGAUUCCCUGCGCAGUCAAGAAAUCGGCUAGGGCCCGGGAGUGUUUGCUUGAGGUUAAAAGUCUAGCUGAGCCUAGGCGCUCAUGGAUCGCACGUCUUCCAAAGGCUCGCAGGUUUAUUCGAAGCCUGCAGCCACUCUUUGAAGAUUCAUCAGGCCAAGGUGCAGCUGAUGAAGAAAAUCCCACCGAGCCCACUGACUUGCCCGAAGCGUCACCGCCUACAGCAGUGUUUUCAACGAACUAUGUUAACACCACGUCACCUAUUAAUAGGCAUCCCCAUACAUUUCUAGUAGGAACAUCCACGCGUGAAGGCAACUUCGAUGAAGAACCCUUGGUGGAUCUCCACACACAAACCCUAUUCCCUCCUUUCCAACCUUCGAGUGAAAGAUUCGCUUCCAUUUGCCCCAUUCUACCUGACAUGAUGCCAUGCUUCCCUUCAUUUGCCCCUAACUUCGAAAUGACUUCCCACUUCGAGAAUUCAAUCCCUAUGUUGUCGGACGCAUUCCAUCAUCCCGCGAUCCCUGACCAGCUUUCUGUACCUGACCCUUCUUGCAUAUGCAAUUUGGUACCCAACAUUGCUGUAUUCGAACCUCCGGAUUGUCCACAGGAUAGGCGGAUGGUCGAGAAGUUGGAAGAGGAUGUUGUCUAUUGGCUUCGAGGCCUGACCCAGAGGCUAGGAUAUUUCCUUGUGCCUCUUAAUCCACGUGCGUAGUGGCGGUUCUUUCGACUUAGUUUGCCGUGUGGGGUGACUGCUUGCCUAUCAGUAAUGGUCUUCCGAACUAUUCUCGUAUCAUGCGUAGAAUCGGGAACCCGAACACUUAAGCGCCCACGUUCUCCAUUAAUCAAAUCGGUUUGGGUGAAUUGC